AUGUUCGAGGAAGCGAGCGAAGUGUUCGACAACAUGUUUAAAGCUUCCUUUCCCCUCACUUUUAUCGUAUUUAUCCCCGCGGUGCUUAUUUUAGUGUCACCUCUCCCGGCCGAAGCCGCACAUGAGUUCACUGUAUAUCGCAUGCAGCAGUAUGACCUGCAGGGACAACCCUACGGUACGAGAAAUGCCAUCCUAAACACAGAAGCGCGUACUGUGGAGGCAGAGGUGCUAAGUCGCCGAUGUAUCAUCAUGCGGCUGGCUGACUUUACCUACGACAAGUAUCAGAAAGCCUUACGCCAAUCGGCUGGGGCUGUGGUCAUCAUUCUGCCCCAAAACAUGUCCACUAUGCCCCAGGACAUAGUACAGCAAUUCAUGGAGCUGGAGCCAGAGAUGUUGUCCACAGAGACCAUCGUGCCGGUCUACUUUGCAAUGGAGGAUCAGGAACUGCUGUCCAUUUACACCCAAACCCUGACUUCCUCGUCUUCCCAGGGAGCCUUGUCGGCAGCUGAAGUGUUGCUACACACAGCCACAGCCAAUGGCUUCCAGAUGGUCACUAGUGGUGCUCAGAGCAAAGCCAUGAGUGAUUGGGCCAUCACCAGUCUGGAGGGCCGCCUGACCGGUGUCGGAGGAGAGGACCUGCCCACAAUCGUGGUGGUGGCUCAUUACGACUCCUUCGGAGUCGCUCCGUGGCUGUCGUAUGGCGCCGACUCAAAUGGAAGCGGCGUGUCUAUGUUACUGGAGCUGGCCCGGCUCUUCUCGAAACUCUACACCUACAAGAGGACGCAUGCCGGAUACAACCUGCUGUUUUUUAUAUCUGGUGGAGGGAAGUUUAACUACCAGGGCACCAAACGCUGGCUAGAAGACAAUCUGGACCACACAGAUUCGAGUCUUCUACAGGACAACGUGGCCUUCGUGUUGUGUCUGGACACUUUGGGCAACGGAGAUGCUUUGCACCUGCAUGUGUCCAAACCUCCGAAAGAGGGAACUCCUCAGUUUGCUUUGCUCAGAGAGCUGGAGAAGGUGGCUGCCAGCCAAUACCCGGGGUUGAAGUUCUCAAUGGUCCACAAGAAAAUCAACCUGGCCGACGACAUGCUGGCGUGGGAGCACGAACGCUUUGGGAUCCGCCGCCUGCCGGCCUUCACGCUCUCGCACCUGCCCUCGCACCGCCUGGCUCGGCGCUCCAGCAUCAUGGACGUGCGGUCAGUGUCUUCCUCCCCUCGCUACGGAGCGGGAGAGCCCCCUGCUGGGCCACACGUAGACAUUGAGAAACUGAGCAGAAACACAAAGGUCCUAGCUGAGGCUCUGGCCCGAGUCGUCUAUAACCUCACAGAAAAGGGAGCCCCCAGUGACCUGCACAUCUUCACUGAACAAAUGGUACAAGAGGAGCACCUAUCCGCUAUGGUUGACUGGCUCACAGCACAGCCACGAGCCGCCCAGCUGGUGGACAAGGACAGUAGCGUGGUGUCCACGCUGGAGUACCACCUGGGACGCUACCUCAAGGAUGUCAAAAAGCACUACGUCAAAGCAGACAAGAGGGAUCCCGAGUUUGUGUUUUACGACCAGCUCAAGCAGACCAUGAACGCUUACAGAGUCAAGCCUGCUAUCUUUGACCUCCUGCUGGCCGUCUGCAUCGCCGCCUACCUGGGCGCCAUGUAUCUAGCUGUCCAAAACUUUGGCAUUUUAUACAGCGUAGCACGGAGAGUCACCCAACCCAAAGUGAAGGCCCACUAA
Molecule: messenger RNA, 1731 nt
Organism: Nerophis lumbriciformis (worm pipefish)
Lineage: Eukaryota; Metazoa; Chordata; Actinopteri; Syngnathiformes; Syngnathidae
Source: RefSeq, a predicted model, not a curated record